AUGGCCAUCCUCACAUGCCACGUCUUGGUCCUAGGAAUUGACUGUAUACGCUCAAGGAAUGCCUUGGCGACUGUGCAAUGGCUAGGGGGCGGUAGGCUGCAGGCCAUACGAAUGAAGGUAACUUCCGGUGUGGCUUUUUGUUCUUCGGAGUCUGUUGUUAAUGCAGUCAAAAACGAAGACUUCGUUCUCGAUCCAAUGGUGCAGGAGACUUCCGUCACGACGUCGACGGCAUCGCCGGUGAUGACAACAGCCUCACCGGUAACCACAACAACCCUCAUGGCGACGACCACCACAACAACUGGGGUCCCAACGGCGGCAGACGCCAUCGCCGAUCAGAUCAGUGCGGUCGAGCAGUCAGGUACUGAGCUCGUGCAAGCCAGUUUGUCAGCAUUGUUUGCUGGUGCCAACGGCUCCUCCUCCGGCCAGAACGGUUCCUCGGGUGUCCUCGCCACAAUCGAAGUCAACGCGUCGAACUCUUCGGGGCAGCUGCGCAUGACCCUGGUUGACCCCAGUGCCGUCGCGGAGAAUGGCACCUUCGAGAUCGAGGGUGCCGGCGGCUCUGGCACUGUGUCGAUCCCAGGCAGCGUCUUGCAGCAGAUUGCGGCCAAUGCUGGGACGGGCCAAGUGAUUUUGACGACAAGCACAGUCGACACAGCCAACACAGCCAACGCAUCAAAUCUCAGUGACUCGGGCGUUUUGCUUGAUGCUGGAUCCGAUAUCGUCGUGCUCACCUUCCGGGACGCGAAUGGCAACCCGAUCGAGGUCGGGAACCUGUCCGAACCCAUCGAGUUCACCCUGCCAGUUUCCGAUGAGAACGUCAGUUUGAUAGAGGGCGCCGGGCAAGGGGAGAUCCUCACAGCUCUGUCACAUGUGUCGAAAGCCAAGAAACCCGAGCUGAAAAAAGUGUGUUGGUUCUGGGACAAGAAAAAGAAGGCGUGGUCCAGAGUGGAUCUUCUGACGAUCUCGAGCACGGCUGGAGCAAUCCGAUGCAAAGUCUACCACCUAUCAAGCUUCGUUGCCGGAGCACCGCUGCCGGGCCCCGUUGGUUGGAUCGACCUGACGGAGAAUGUCAGGGCUUUGCCGAGCUCCACGGACCGCUUUGCGUUCGCCCGCAGCGACAAGCGCUCCUACUUGCCGAGCAUCCUCUACGGUGCCAAUUAUGCGAACGCCGCCGAAACAGGUGCUGCCACGGAGGCUGUGUGGCAGCUUUAUCCCCCCUACUUCUGGACCGACGUCACGCCGGCCGUGGCUGGGCCAGGACUCGUCAACAAGCAAGCAGGCUUUGCCCCAAAUGACCUCUGGCUGCUGAAGACCGGAGAGACCGAGACCGCCUUGUUCGAGUGGUCCGCGACCCCAACUUCCGGCACGCGCCCAGGGCCCCGCUAUCAGCACUCAGCAGUGGCAGGCCAAACGGCGGCCGAUGGUGAGGUGAUGAUCGUGUUUGGUGGGAACGAUGACAUGUUGGCCCUCACCAACGAGCUCCAUAUCCUGAGCCUGGGCUCCAAGACCUGGACGCUGCGAUCUCCAACAAACCCCCCCAUGCCUCGCGGCGGCCACUCGGCGGUCUGGGCAGCGGAGCUGGCGAAGAUGCUCGUUUUCGGCGGCUGGGCGGGCUCGGCUGGCUAUGUCAAUGAGCUCUUCUCCUAUACCCCAGACCAAGAUGCAUGGCACCCGCAGGCGUCCUUCCUCCAGAACAAUCCCUCGGCGUUGCUGUUUGGACUGGCAAACCGUGCUGAGGCAUACAACUCUUCCACGAGAAAGCCGCACUUUGCCGAGGCUUUGGGUGGUUUGGUUCCAGGCUCAACGUCAACAGCGACAUGGCAUUGGGCUCCUGAUGCAGCCGAUGGCUGGUGGUCUUCCAACUCAUCGGCUCUGCAGCCCGCCCAAGCGUCGGACGACACGGCCGUGUGGGAUCCUUUUGAGGGUCGAAUGUUCUUGGCACAGUUCAGACAAAGUUCCUACACGUUCAUGUCCUACGAGGUCGCCACGAGCAGCACGACAUCCACGACAACCACAACUGGAGACGACAUCCUCUUCGCCAAAGGUUCCACGCACCUGGCUGUGGGCAGUGUAAGCUGGUUCAGCGUAGGGAACAAGAUCCAGAUUUGGGAUACACACGCCAGUGAGUUCAAAAUUGUUGUCAACAUCACGUUGCAGCAGGAUGCAGGCAAUGUCGCACGAACUCUCAUUGUGGAUGCGCCCCUCGUGAAUGACUACCGAGUGAGCAGGCAGGCGACCGACAAGGUUCGAGCCGGAUACGAAGGUGUGGCCGUGACAGCCAAUGGGAAGGCGGUGUUCGCCCCCGGUGCGAACUACGCAUGGCUUUGCGACCCGAGCUACGACAACACGCGGGUUGGGAUCCUGGACCUCGCGACAAGACAGUGGGAGACCUUCAACCUCACAGAUUGCAGCUUGGACACUCCGAGCCCCUUACCGGCAAACGGCUGGCGAGGCGCAGCAGCGGUGGGCAACAAGGUGGUCUUUGCGCCGGCCAAGCACUUCGAGGCCCCAAACCCGGCUAAAGCAGUCGUUGGGAUCUUUGACGCAGUGCCGCCCUACGCCUUUACCCGCAUCGACAUCUCCAGCAACGUGUCCGUUGCCGACACGCGGGAGCUGUUCAACGGCGCGGUGGCAGUGGGCAACGUGGUCGUUUUCACACCGGGCAACAGCCGGGCGGUGGGCAUCUUCGACGUGAGCACUUCCAGCUACAGGCAGGCUGCGCCGGCGGGUGGCUUGGCACCCGGGGGGACGCUGACAGAUGCGGUCGUGGUAGGGAACAAGGCCGUGUUCUGUCCAUUCCGGGGGAAGAACCUCGUGACUUUCGAGCCAGGACCCGACACCUUCGAGGUGGUGGACGUCAGUGCAAAAGUGACCUAUGCCGACCGCGGCUUCCAUGGUGCUGCCGCAGUCGGCCGGAAGGUUUUCUGUGCCCCGUGGGCGGAGAAUGGCAUUGGCAUCUACGAUGUGGACACUGGGGUCUUCGACUUGGUAGCCGUGGACCUCUUCACGACCUCGCCUGGCACCAGCUACGCAUUCUACGCAGCCGCGGCCCUGGGACCCCUCGUCUACUUUGCGCCUGGAGAUGGCGGUGUCCUCCUGACCCUAGACACACGUGACAACUCCACGCAGACGGAUGGCAGCCUGGGUCCCCGUGUUCUCAAAGGCCGGCAGUCCUUCUUCUCCGGCGCGACCGAUGCCUCAUCGGGAAUGGCGGUCUUCUCGCCCUACAUUGCCCAGGAUGUCCUGGUCAUCCAGCGGUGA
This is a messenger RNA of Symbiodinium natans, 3261 nucleotides long. NCBI's taxonomy places the organism in Eukaryota, Dinophyceae, Suessiales, Symbiodiniaceae. The record is from the annotation of a GenBank genome assembly.